GAGCGAUUUUGUAUUAUUUGAACUAACAAAUUUCUGUUCAAAACUUUUGAGAGUUUUUAUUAAGUUCUUGUGGCAGUUGUCCCCAAAUAAACGGAUAAAAUGCGUCCUGCGACAUAUACCAGUUCGGCGCUAGUCAGCGCUCUUACGCCCUACUUUUGGGCUUUCUCCUUAUUCGCUGUUGUAUUGCCGCCGUGUGUCAUAUUACGCACAGUUCCAACACAACGUCAAUGGUCGUUGCAAUUAUUUCGCGCAUUUUUCGCUCUAUAUAUACUGGCACAACUGGCUACCAGCUGUCGGGUUACCUACAUAAACAGCGCGAUGAUCAGUCGAUUUGUAGUGCGUAGCUCCUCGGAUGGUAUCACUUGGCUUUUAAGUUUAGGCAUUAAUGUCGUACAGCUUAUAGUGCAAAUAGUGUUAUAUUAUCAAGCGUUAACUGGUCACCAGCUUCUAACGAAUAUGCUUUUCAAUGUGAUGGAACUAGAAAGGGAUAUAAGGCAACACUGUAAGAAUGAGUGCACCUUGGCGUCUAUACGUUGGCGGUUUCGUCUGCGUAUCGGUGUGUGGUUUCUAAUAAUUUGUAUUGUCUUUCCAUAUCUCAACUAUGAGCUCGCUACCACAUCACUCACACCACUUCCACGAGUCUUAACGGUCUUGUUUUGUACAAUUGUGCAAUUGAAAGGUGUCGAAUACUGUAUGAAUGCCCAAUUGGUGCAGGAACUUUUACAUCUGGUCCAAAAACAGCUGUUACAUUUGAGACAUGAAUUGUUGCGCUGUGAAGACGUGGAACGUCGUAGAAUUAUAUACACCGAUUUGCAAACGAAUCAAAAUCUUUUGUCGCGUAUUUGGGAUCUUCUAAAUCAAGUGGAGCGAUAUUUUUGUAUACCAAUGCUUACGUUAUUCUUCUACAAUGGAUUUUCUAUAACACAAACGAUUCAUUGGGGUUACAUCAAUUUCGAACUUGAUGAUUUAAACUUACGAUUAUGUCGCAUUGCCUUUGCCGUUGUAAUAAUUACUACUUUGUUUAUACCAUGCUAUUUCAGUCAGUGCUGUAUUGAUGAGUAUAACCGUUUUGGCACGAUGUUACACAAACUCAAGACUGUGGGCAUUGACGAGCUUCUUGCAAUGCGUCUACAAGAAUAUUCACUUCAACUCAUGCAUCAACAAAUGAUGUUCACUUGUGGCGGUUUAUUUGAUAUAAAUCUGAAGAAUUUUGGUGCGAUAAUAUUGACUAUUACAACAUAUGUUGUCAUACUAAUUCAAUUUAAAUUGCAAGCGGAAACCGAAAGGCAAUCGAGUUUUGAAACUCGAUAUGAAUAAGCUUUCUUACAAAUGUACAAAAAUGUGUAAAUGAAAGGCAAAAUAAAUUUAAAAACUA
Messenger RNA from Ceratitis capitata (Mediterranean fruit fly), 1375 nucleotides. Its product is annotated as putative gustatory receptor 98b. The transcript is spliced from 4 exons. NCBI's taxonomy places the organism in Eukaryota, Metazoa, Arthropoda, Insecta, Diptera, Tephritidae. Gene Ontology annotation, cellular component: dendrite; axon; neuronal cell body. Bases 100 to 1317 code for a protein of 405 amino acids. Gene Ontology annotation, biological process: sensory perception of taste. The record is from RefSeq and is a predicted model, not a curated record. Gene Ontology annotation, molecular function: sweet taste receptor activity.